UCGCGAGGCGAGUACUUUCUUCCACCUCCCUCGUGUUCUCAGUCGCCGGAGCGGGAACCUUUCUCCAAGUCGGGACUCUUCGCAGCCGCCACCAUGACUGUGGGCAAGAGCAGCAAGAUGCUGCAGCACAUCGACUACAGGAUGAGGUGUAUCCUGCAGGACGGCCGCAUCUUCAUUGGCACUUUCAAGGCCUUUGACAAGCACAUGAACCUGAUCCUAUGUGACUGUGAUGAGUUCAGGAAGAUCAAGCCAAAGAAUGCAAAACAACCCGAACGUGAGGAAAAGAGGGUUCUGGGACUGGUGCUGCUUCGUGGGGAGAACUUGGUCUCUAUGACUGUGGAAGGUCCACCCCCUAAAGAUACAGGGAUUGCUCGUGUGCCAUUGGCUGGAGCUGCAGGAGGCCCUGGGAUUGGCAGGGCUGCAGGAAGAGGUGUGCCAGCUGGUGUUCCCAUGCCCCAGGCUCCUGCAGGCUUAGCAGGGCCUGUCCGGGGGGUUGGUGGGCCAUCCCAACAGGUGAUGACUCCCCAGGGAAGAGGAACUGUCGCUGCUGCAGCUGCUGCCGCCACAGCCAGCAUUGCAGGAGCUCCAACACAAUAUCCACCAGGCCGAGGGGGACCUCCCCCACCAAUGGGUCGAGGGGCACCUCCUCCAGGCAUGAUGGCUCCUCCACCUGGAAUGAGACCUCCCAUGGGCCCUCCAAUGGGGAUGCCACCUGGACGAGGGGCACCAAUGGGCAUGCCCCCUCCUGGCAUGAGACCACCACCUCCAGGAAUGAGAGGUCCUCCACCUCCAGGGAUGCGCCCACCAAGACCCUAAGAUCCUCUAGGCCUUGCUCAGAUGCUUGCCACCUGGAAAGUUGUAAAUAGUUAUCUUACUGCCUUUGAACUUGGUUUAUAAUAAACUUGAGGAAAAAAA
Messenger RNA from Gracilinanus agilis (Agile Gracile Mouse Opossum), 915 nucleotides. It is a transcript of the gene SNRPB, whose product is annotated as small nuclear ribonucleoprotein polypeptides B and B1. The coding region runs from base 94 to 816 and encodes 240 amino acids. Gene Ontology annotation, biological process: mRNA splicing, via spliceosome. Gene Ontology annotation, cellular component: U2 snRNP; U4 snRNP; U4/U6 x U5 tri-snRNP complex. Gene Ontology annotation, molecular function: RNA binding. Lineage: Eukaryota; Metazoa; Chordata; Mammalia; Didelphimorphia; Didelphidae. The record is from RefSeq and is a predicted model, not a curated record. The transcript is spliced from 7 exons.